Ostrinia furnacalis (Asian corn borer) is the source of this 1733-nucleotide messenger RNA. RefSeq names its product WD repeat-containing protein Rbcn-3B (gene Rbcn-3B). The annotation marks the transcript as partial. The record is from RefSeq and is a predicted model, not a curated record. The transcript is spliced from 13 exons. Gene Ontology annotation, molecular function: protein binding. Gene Ontology annotation, cellular component: cytoplasm. Lineage: Eukaryota; Metazoa; Arthropoda; Insecta; Lepidoptera; Crambidae.
AGCUGUCAGUUGAUCAGCUGUCAAAAUCUUGCAGCAGAUUUUUGUCGAUAUCGAAGUUGAAUAUUGUUUUUUAUAAUUAAAUCUGAUUUGUUCGGCUUUUGUUGCAGCCCAUGGGUGCUUGAUAUUUAUCCGCGCAAAUACACGCCAGUUUGCGAUCACUGCUAUUACCAGACAAAAUGCCAGGCACAAAUCUCAUAGUGCCGGUAGUGUUAUGGGGCAAGCAUGCUCCCACCCACUGCAUCUCCUCCAUCUACCUGUCCCGCGACCAGAAGACACUUGUAACCGGCUGCUAUGACGGUCAGAUCUGCAUCUGGCAGGUGCACCCAGAGACGUUGAAGAUGACACCUAGGUGUUUGCUGGUUGGGCACACCGCUCCGGUUACGUGUUUGUCCAGAGCUUCGAUUAUACAGGAUAACAACUUCAUUGUGAGCUCUUCAGAAGCCGGUGAGAUGUGCACUUGGGAUCUGGUCGAUGGGAAGUGUAGAGAGAGUGUUAAACUGACUCAAGUACACACUAAUAUUCAGGCAUACCACAUGUGCAAUAGUGAUGACCUCAGGCUCUUUUGCAAUGGAUAUUAUGCGGAGAUACUUAUCAUGGAUCCGUUUUCACUCGAGAUUCUGUUCUCGCUCAGCUCCAAAAUGAAUCCUGAUUGGAUAUCUGCGUUACACGUUUUACGCCCGUCAUCUCGUAAAGACGACGUCGUUCUCGCUAUAUCCAUUACUGGGACUGUUAAGGUCUGGUCACUCCUAGGCCACGAGAACAAGCAGUCGGAGCCGAUAUAUGAGAACGAGUCGAAGCAGAUCCGCUGCCUCAACGCUCUGUCUCUUAACUGCUGCGCGUACAACCAAAGAACUGUGCUAAUCGUGUGCGCCAAGUAUUGUCAGAUAUACGACGCAGGCGAUUUCUCAGUCCUCUGUUCGAUACAAGCGCCCCAAGGCGAGCGUUGGAUGUCUGGAGACUUCCUAGCACCGGACCGGAUCCUCGUAUGGUCCACAGAAGGCAAGGGAUAUUUGUACAAACUGCCCGCCAAUUCUGUGCCUGAUCAUAAGGGUUUCCAUGGACCGACUGUUGACCACGAUAGCCCUGUGCUAUACAGCAUUCUGGCUCACACCAAUGAAGAGCUGCUAUCAUGCCCGCCAGCGAUGCGUUUCGUAAUCACCUCCGCCGGAGGCACGAGCCGCCGUCGUCUGUUACGAGGCGACUCGGCCGGCGUGGUAUCAGUAUGGGACGUCGACCAGGCCGCUACGGCCGUGCCUGACCAGAUGCCGACUCAUCCACCAAUAGUGAUGACGAGUCUGGAGAUGGCCUGGGCGGAAAUGAACCCGCAACCCGUCGGGAUCUUGGACCAAUUGAACCAUCCGGAAGACCCGGAAGUGAAGCUAACAGCAUCGAUAUACCUACUAGCAGCCAACCGACUAGUAGUCGGUCGUGACGACGGUUCUAUAGUGAUAGUAAACGCAACGCACACGGUGCAACUGCAGUUGUUGCACGGCACGCACCAGCAGUAUGACGAUUGGACUCGACACCAAGUACUUUUAGGACACAAUGGGAGGGUGAACUGCCUUCUCUACCCCCACCAUAUACACCCUAGAUACGACAAGGCGCACCUCGUCUCCGGAGGCAUAGACUUCGCGGUUUGCCUAUGGGACCUGUUUACUGGCAAUCUACUGCACAGAUUCUGCGUGCAUGCUGGAGAAAUAACGCAGCUUAUCGUGCCGCCCAGUAAUUGUACU